AUGUCAAAGCCUAAUCCGGAUCAAGACGAUCGCCUGUGUUUAGCGCAUCUGCCACUGCUCAUUUGGCAGUUCACGGAGAGCAACUUCCCUACCUUUGUACUCCCCAACUCGGGGUUUGGGCUACUUGCAGCUCUAGCGGCACCAAUCCUCACCAGCUGCCUGGAACCUCUCCGACCUAUUGACCUGCUUCUCCGGGGCCUACAGGUCGUGCUCUUCAACUGGGCUAACGUCUUCGUGUUCGACCUAGCCAAUCAACGCCUCCCCGAGUCGAUAGUGGAGGAUCAGUUGAACAAACCAUGGCGUCCGCUGCUCACGAAGCAAAUCAGUCCGGAGGCGACUCGGAGGUUGCUGCUAGGGGCCAUUCCCACCGUGCUGCUCAUUAGCGCUUUCCUCGGAGUGGGGACGGAGAGCUCCUUCAUCCUGAUUCUUACUUGGCUGUACAACGAUCUGCAUGGGGGCGACGAGAUUAUUCGUGAUUUGAUAAUCGCCCUUGGUUACGGUCUGUACUUGUCUAGCUCGCUCAAAAUUGCCAUCGGCCCCCACCAUCACAUUACGGAACAAGGAUACCGCUGGAUUGCCAUGAUGAGCGGCAUUAUUCUCACCACCAUGCAAGUGCAAGACCUGAAAGAUCAGGCAGGAGAUGCGACCCGCGGACGCCUGACCUGGCCUCUCGUAUUGGGGGAUUCAGUCUCACGAUGGAUGAUCACGGGGUUUGUUCUCUUCUGGAGCAUUGCGUGCUCCUUGUUCUGGCGACUUCCGCUGUGGGGAUAUGCAGCUCCCAUGUGCGUCGGGCUUUGGGUGGGAUUCCACGUGGUGAAAAAGCAAAACGACUCGAUGGCCUGGAAAUAUUGGUGUGCAUGGCAGGUUGUAGUCUAUUCCCUGCCUGUCCUUCUCUGGUUACAGCGCUAG
Molecule: messenger RNA, 909 nt
Organism: Penicillium atrosanguineum
Lineage: Eukaryota; Fungi; Ascomycota; Eurotiomycetes; Eurotiales; Aspergillaceae
Product: UbiA family prenyltransferase
Exons: 1
Coding region: 1-909 (302 amino acids)
Cellular component (GO): membrane
Molecular function (GO): transferase activity, transferring alkyl or aryl (other than methyl) groups
Source: RefSeq, a predicted model, not a curated record